Kickxella alabastrina is the source of this 1496-nucleotide messenger RNA. RefSeq lists its product as uncharacterized. The transcript has a single exon. The coding region runs from base 91 to 1359 and encodes 422 amino acids. NCBI's taxonomy places the organism in Eukaryota, Fungi, Kickxellomycota, Kickxellomycetes, Kickxellales, Kickxellaceae. Gene Ontology annotation, molecular function: NEDD8 activating enzyme activity. Gene Ontology annotation, biological process: protein neddylation. The record is from RefSeq and is a predicted model, not a curated record. Gene Ontology annotation, cellular component: nucleus; cytoplasm.
CUCUUUUCGUUAUUUUUUUUCGUUAAUGAAAUUAACAAAAUUCACAUACCUUUUAAUUUUUAGACGCUCCUCAAAAGAAACAAUAUUACCAUGCCAUCAGCCGUGUGCCAAAGAGGCGUUCAACGAUUCUUGCAACUCAAAGCGCCGCAUGUUGAGGAAUUCGAGCUUGUCAAUGACGAGGGAAAAACUCCGCAGCAGCUGCUCAAUGAAGCCAAAGUGCUCGUCAUCGGCGCAGGCGGACUCGGGUGCGAGAUUCUUAAGAACCUGGCCAUGUCCGGCUUCAAGGACAUCCACGUAAUCGACAUGGACACUAUCGACAUUAGCAACCUCAACCGCCAAUUCCUCUUCCGCAAGACCGACGUUGGAAGGCCCAAGGCCGAGGUGGCCGCUGAGUUUAUCCGGCGCCGGUCACCCGACGUCAACAUCACAGCACACUAUAAGCGUAUUCAGGAGAUGUCGGAGGAGUUUUACUUAAGGUUUUCGCUGAUUAUCUGCGGCCUGGACUCUAUUGAGGCGCGGCGUUGGAUCAAUGCCUUCGUGUGUGGGCUGGUCGAGACGCACGGGUUUGAGGGAUUCAAGCCUAUUGUUGACGGUGGAACCGAGGGGUUCAAGGGAAACGCGAGGCUGAUUCUGCCGACUCAUUCGGCUUGCUUUGAAUGCGGGCUGACCAUGUAUAGCCCCAAGACUACAUACCCCAUCUGCACAAUCGCCAACACGCCGCGCUUGCCCGAGCACUGCAUCGAGUGGGCGUCAGUGCUCGAGUGGCCACGGCUGUUCCCCAACAAAAAGCUCGAUGGCGACGACGCCGACCAUAUAAACUGGCUGGUGGCAAAGGCGUCGGAGCGUGCAGCGCAGUUCAACAUUACAGGAAUCACGUUUACGCUCACCCAGGGCGUAGUGAAGAACAUCAUCCCAGCCAUUGCCUCGACAAACGCUAUAAUUGCUGCUGCGUGCACUAAUGAGGCCUUCAAGCUUGUCACAUCGUGCAACCCGCUACUUGACAACUACUUGUUCUAUUCGGGCGACGAGGGUAUCCACUCUUACUCUUUCUCCUACGAGAAGGAUCCCAACUGUCUGGUGUGUGGCAACCGCAAGGGUGACUUGACGAUCUCGGGCGAGCGGACAUUGCAGGAUCUUAUUGAUAAGCUGAAGACCAGCCGGGCGUUCCAGCUCAAGGCACCCACGCUCACUAUUGGCGACACCAACCUUUAUUUCCAGAAUCCCGAGGUGCUCGAGCGCCUUACUCGACCAAACUUGGAGAAGAAGCUGAGAGAGCUUUUUGAGAGCAAAUCCACGCUCACUGUCACCGACCAGACGCUGCCGACCAGCCUGCAAGUGACCGUGACAUUUGCCGAAUAGAAUGCUAAAAUAAAUAAUGUUGCAGUAAAAUUAAAUUGUUUCGCCUUUAUUUUUUAUUUCCGUUUGCCAUAAUGUUAGAAUGGCUUUGUUACGUUUACUUGGUUUUAGAAUUCACUCUUUUUUGUUUUGAAUGACCC